GUCCCUAUCCUUGUAGAAUAACUUUACAGCCCUUGGAUCGAGAAGUUCACAAGCAAGGAGGGCGGUUAUAUUUUGUCCAGAGAGUUGUACCCUGAACCAAUCCGAUUAGGGUUCUUCGUAUGAGCCAGUAACGCCAAAAUAUAAAACAAUCACACGACGCGGUUUCUUUACACUACCAGUACACAACAGUUGAAUUGUGAUUAGAAAUGUACAACGGCAUCGGGUUACAGACGCCGAGGGGCUCCGGGACCAACGGUUACAUUCAAACAAACAAGUUUUUCGUCAAGCCGAAGACGGGUAGGGUUACUGACAACACCAAGGGAUUCGAGGCCGGGCAGGGCACGGCUGGCGUCACCAGGAAGCCAAACAAGGAGAUCCUUGAGCAUGAGCGUAAACGUCAGAUUCAGCUUAGGCUCGUGGUGCUUGAGGACAAGCUUGUUGACCAGGGUUACACGGAGGCCGAGAUUUCUGAGAAGCUUGAGGAAGCUAGAAAGACGUUGGAAGCCGCUGCAGCUUUUGAGGAAGGUGAUGGACCAACUGCUAGCGUCGUUGGCGAUGCAAAGGUGUCUGAAACAGAAACUCACAAAAUUGCCGCUAGAAAGGAGAAGCAGAUUGAACAAUUUAGGGCAGCUCUAGGUAUAAGUACUGCUGAAUCUAAUGAAAGAGCUGAGGGAGGUAAUGAUGGAACAGGUGGUCAAAAGAAUGGUUCAAAUGAUGAUAGAAAGUGGCUUGAGAAAAGUGAACAUGCUUUUUUGGAUAGAGAGACCAGCUGGAAUAGACAUAUCGCAGAAGAUGGGAAAGAUGGAAAAUCUGAGAAGGAUGAUAAGCAAAAGGUUAAUAAAGAUGUGAGACAUAAGAAGGAUAAGGCUCAGCACCACAAGCUAGAUGGUAAAAAGAGAAGACAAAGGGAUGAUUCUUCUGAUUCAGAUAGCAGCAUUAAGCAUAGCAGAGGGAUUUCAAAGAGGCAUCGUAAAGGUAGCCCAAGGAUUGAUUCUGAGAGUGAGACUGAUAGUGAUCAUGGUAAGAAAGCAGGUAAAUAUUCAAAGAAGCACAGGAAAAGCAGAAAACAGUUUAGUGACAGUUCUGAUUCCUCCAGUGAUGACGAUGACAUUGUUAAGGUUAGUUCCAAAAGGGAAGCUGAUAAAUAUGGAAAAUCCCAUAGGAGGCAUGAAUCAGAUGAUAGUUAUGAUUCUGAUGAAGGCUUAUAUAAACCCAAGAUUCAGAAGAAGGAGCAGAAUAUAAAAACAAGAGCACCGCAAGAUUCUGAGGAUGACUCUGAUACCAGCAGUGACUUUGAAAAGAAAAGAAGUCAAAUCGGAAAAAAGAAUUAUCAGCAGGGUGGAAGCCAUAGGAGAGAGAGAGAAAAUUCUGAUGUGAAGCCUCAUAGGAAGAGCAAUUAUGAUAGAUAUGGAAAAAGCACUAGAAAUCAUGAUGAUAAAGACUUGGUAAAGAGGAACGCCAGGAGGGAUGAGUCUGAUGAUGAUUUUUCUGAUGCUAGUAGUGGUGAUAAAUUUGAGAAGAGUAGAAGUAGGAAACAUGAUUCUGAUGAAGAAGAUUCAGAUUCCAGUUAUGGAAGAAGAAGGUCUAAGGCAAUUGAAAAGAAGUCGUCUUCUCUGACCGAUGAUAGUGAUAAUAGUGACUCUCAUAGGGGAAUCGACAGUGAUUCAGACAGUAGUGGGAGUAAUGACAGACAUGAGAGAAGUGGGAGAAACUCUUUGGGUAAAAAAAGAAGUGGACAUAGAGAUGCUGAUAAUGAUAGGGGUGGACAAAGUGGUCCUCAAUCAGGUCGUGCUUUAAGUGACAGAAGGCGAGGAAGUGAUCUCGACAAUGAUGCCACAUUAGAGACAUUGAAAAAACUAGAGGAGAAAAGUCUGCACCAUUCUAGGCAAGAUGCUGGUGAUAGGUAUAGAUCCACCUCUGGACAUGAGGAAAGGAUGAUGGGUAAGAGUAAGUUUGAUGAUGGAAACCGGGAGGAGUAUCUGGAAUCAAAAUUAAAAAGUCGGAUUGUUGGGAAGGACACAGAGCACAAAGAUCAUCCAGCAAAUGUGAAUCUUGAGUCCGAAAUGGGCUCUGGAUUGUACAAAAACAAGGAUAAUCAGAGGGGAGAUGACUGGGGUUACAAAGAAAAUGCAGGGAGGAGGAGGCAAAGCAGGGAUGAAGAGGAGCAAAAGGAGAGAAAGCGCCAAAGAGAUGAUGAAGAAUAUGCUGGGGUCAGAAGGCUCAGUAGGGAUGAAGAAGAGCGUAAAGAGAGAAGGCAUCCAAGAGAUGAGGAGGAGCAUGCAGGGGGAAGGAGGUACGGCCGAGAUGAAGAGGGGAAUAAAGAGAGAAGUUUCCGGAGAGGCAGGGAUGAGCAUGUAGGGGGAAGAAGGCACAACAGGGAUGAAGAAGAGGAGCUUAAAGAGAGAAAGCGCUAUGAUGAUGACGAAGAACCUGUUGGUGGAAGAAGGCACACCAGGGGUGAAGAGGAGCGUAAUGGGAGAAAACACCAAAGAGAUGAGGAAGAGUAUCGCAAAUAUCAAAGGCAUGGCGAAGAUGAUGAAGGGCUCCAUCAAGGUAGUCGAAGGCAUGGAAGAGGGGAGGAAGAAGAAAGACGAAGUAAAGGCCAUGAGCAGGAAAAACAAUCUCAUUACUCCAAAAGAGGUAGAUAUGAUGAUUCUCGGUCAAGUGAGAGGAAGAGGUACAAAGGUGAUGAUGACUGGGGCAGAUAUCGAGACUAAAUGUGCUCUAUGAGAUUCAGAGGAUAGCUGCUUUGCCAAGCAGAUUCCGAAUGUAAACAUUCUCCAGUAGCUGAAUGACUUCAUUUAAGUUUAGAAAGGUGGAAACUCUGCUGCAUGUAUUGGUGAUACAGAGCAAGUGCUGAUUUCUAUGAGAGGUUUUUAAGCUCUGAUACAGUUUUCUCGUACCAGUUUGUGAAGGUGUAUUGCUGGAUAAUAUUUGGUUAUUUGUUGAAUGCAUUUGCCCUUAGUUUAUUAUGCCAAGGUGACCGUGGAAAAUGGUCUUAUUGCGUGGCUGAAGGAACUUCGGUGACAAAUAUAGUACUUGCCAUCUCAUAAUGUACUUGGUUUUCUUGUCUUUUAAGGAUUUGAUUAUUUUAACGAAAACUUAAUUCUAUGGUGUAA
This is a messenger RNA of Mangifera indica (mango), 3119 nucleotides long. Its product is annotated as protein starmaker-like. The transcript is spliced from 4 exons. The record is from RefSeq and is a predicted model, not a curated record. Lineage: Eukaryota; Viridiplantae; Streptophyta; Magnoliopsida; Sapindales; Anacardiaceae. Bases 207 to 2717 code for a protein of 836 amino acids.